AUGAUGCAAGCAAGUGAUGAAGAAACUGCUCUUCCUUUCCGAGAGUCCAGAACCACUUUGGAACGACCUUCAGUCUCGCAACCAUACUCAGUUUUUGGAUCUGAAGAGUUUGAUGAUGACGAUGAAAAUUUUGAGGAUCAAGAAUUGGUGGUCUAUCUCGAUGAAAAUCGAAGAUAUUUCAACAAGCACAAAAAUCAUUAUGCCGUUGUUUCUUCACCUGUGAAGAAUGGAAAUUCCGAUUUUACAAGUGAGUCUGGUAGCACUAUUGCAAGUGGUAGCACUGAAGUAUUGAUUUCUCACACACAUAGUCCAACGCUAUCAUCCAACACUUCUAACAUUUCAUACUCCAAUAGAAAAAGGAGAGUUUCUGUUUGGAUACCUACACUAACAAAAAGUGAUUUAAUAUCGUCUCUAUCUGCACAGAUUAAUCAGACUGUUGAAUUUGAUUUUAAAAAAAGCUCUUCUUCUACAAGUACUGACCUUCCAUUGAUCAAUAGUGGUGAUAAGAAAUAUAUUGGUUAUUCAAUUGAUUUAGUGAUUGGUUUUAGUAAUGAUUCAAUGAAAUGCCAACACAAAGUGGUGAGAAGAUAUAACGAAUUCAAGAAAUUUCAUACAUUGCUCAAGAAAACAUAUCCUAUCAAAGAAUCAUUCUCGAAUAUCAAAUUUCCUUCAAAGAGUCCAAUAACCUCAUACAAUGAUCAGAAUUUACUAGACUAUAGAAAGAAAGCCUUCAAUGAAUAUCUCGCUACCAUUUUGCAACUGCAAUCAGAAGCAAGAAAAAAGAACUUGGAUGAAAUCAAGAAGAAAAAUCUAGACUCGUUUGAUUUUCUCAUCUAUUACUUUUUUGAUAUUCAUAACUCGCCAUUGGCUUUUCUUUUUGAUCAUCCAUAUGCUGAUAUAUUCAAACAAAUUAAUCAAUUUCAUCGCACCACAAAAGAGGAGAAGAGAAAAAUUAAACGAAUUAUUGAAAUUGAAAGUAAUUAUGAUGAGGAAAAGGAAAAUGAAAAUGGACAGUUUUUAUUACGAGAACAAGAAUGGUAUGAAGAUAAAUUCAAACGAAUUGAAGAGUUGAAAAAGGUUCUCGUUGAGAUGAGAUUGAGUGGUGAUGAUUUUUUUGUCGAGUUGAAAGGAAAGCCUCACGCUCUUUCCGUCGAUAAGGCAUCCAGUUCUCUUCUCAUGUAUCUUCUUAUUGAAAAUAAUUCUAAGGACAAGUCGACCGGAAUUGAUUAUACCUUUGUGCAACAAAUAUACAUUGAUGACAUUAUGCAAAUUAGGGAUACCAACAAUACUUAUCGAGGUGAUGGAUUUGAGAUUAUAGAUAUUACUCUGUAUAAUAGCGAACCAAUCCAAUUUUAUUGCUUUGAUAGAAAAGAAUUAAUCUAUACCAUUGGUGCUCAAAUGAACCAAUAUAAGGCUGCAAAAUUUAGAGUUAUUAAUUAUUUGGUUGGAACUGUCUCCAAAUUAAGAAAGGAAAGAUAUGAUGAAAAUAAUGAGUUUCAUGAAAAGGAUUUAUUAGAAUUAUAUGCUCUGCUUAGGCCAGAUGAUCCUCUCAUCGCAAGGAAAUCACGACAAUGGGUAAACAUUGGGUUUCAAGGAGAUAAUCCAUCCACUGAUUUUAGAGGAGGAGGAGUCAUGAGCUUAAAGAUGUUAUUAUAUUUUGCAAGAAAUGAUCUCAAAUUGAUGAAGUCAUUGAUUGAUGAACAACAUGCAUAUCCAUUUUGUGUGUCUGGAAUUAAUUUAUUCUUUGCAUUGUGCACAUUGCUGAAUGCUGAGAAUCUUGCCACUUGUCCGAUUGAAAACAUUGAAAACAAAUUUCCAUUAUUUCGAUUCAUGUGUUUACAAGUCAAGAACUAUGCAACUGAGCCUGAGAUUGUAUUUGGCCAAUUAUUUAUGCUGAUUUGCAAACUGUUGCACAAAAUAUUCGUCGAGAGUGGUUCUGGUUAUAUGGAUUACCCUCAAGUGGUUGACAAGACCAAGAAAGUCCUUGAAGAUGCCAUUCAAAAACGACCCAAUGAUUUCUCAGCACUACAAACAGCUCUCUUCGACUCUACUAAUGCAUGA
This is a messenger RNA of Naegleria lovaniensis, 2061 nucleotides long. RefSeq lists its product as uncharacterized. The record is from RefSeq and is a predicted model, not a curated record. Gene Ontology annotation, molecular function: phosphatidylinositol binding. Lineage: Eukaryota; Heterolobosea; Eutetramitea; Acrasida; Naegleriidae. The coding region runs from base 1 to 2061 and encodes 686 amino acids. The transcript is spliced from 5 exons.